GGUUGGGUUGGUACACAGUGCCUGCUCUGUUAUUUUGUAUUUGUUUAUGUGACUUUGUAAGUUUUCCCAGAGCUUCAAAUUUGUGUUUGCUGUUGGAGGGGGGUCCCACUCCCCCUUCCUCUGGGUGGGGGUCUCUCUGAACUUGGCAACACAGGUCAGGUUUCAGGGACUCUAGGCUCUGCCAUUGGUGGACAGCUCUGGUGCCUUGGGAGAGGCCCACUCACUGGUCCCAGUGCCCAGAGCCCCUGCCCCCACCUCCCUGGCUGGUUGCUCUUAAUCUUAAAGAUGACUGGGUAGCUGUGCCCAUCAUGCUGUUCUGAGGGAGCCCACCAUGGCCCCCCAAAGAAGGGCAUGCUAAAGUCACCCUCAGCUAAGGGCCAGAGCCCGAAGAGCCACCUGGUUUGCAGGGAGGAUACAGGGGCUGAGCAGGUGGAAGGCAGCCCAGGUCCUGAAGGGUAGGUGCUGUGGGGAUGCCUUUAGAGGGGAGGACCCUGCCCUGGCACUGUGGCCCUGCUGCUCACAUGGGAGAAUGCUGGAGGUUGGGGGUGCAGGCCCCUUACCCUAGAACCCCAGCCUUGCAGCAGCCCAGGAAGGGUCCCAGAUGUCUGGCACUCACAUGGUCCCAGGGGUUCUUUCUGCUUGGGGGGGAUGGUGUCUCACAUCUCCUGUCUCCAGGUGGAGAUCAGGGUUACCUAAUCGAGGUAACCCAGAUCAGGUUUCAGGGACCCUAGGCUCUGCCCUGUUGGUGAGCAGCCCCUGUGCCCAGAGCCCCUACCUCCACCUCCCUUAUCCCUCAGGCUCUCUUACCCCUCCAAGGACUGGGCUACUGCCCCUCCCCAGGACUGACCAGUGAGGGGCUGGCUUCUGCUCCAACAGCCACCCACCACCCGGUCUGGGACAGGGUGGCUACAGCGCCGCGCUCCACCAGGGCAGCCAUGGAGGGGGAGGCCUAGGGGCCGGAGCAGCGGAGUGGGCGGGGCACAGACCCGGCCCAGGGCUCCGUGAUGUCAGCGGGUACUGGGAGGGGGAAGGGGUCGGCUGUUUUUCUGGAGAGUUAGAGCCGGAGUAAGACAAAGCAAAGCAAGGCGCGGGGCUGGGGCAAGCACCAUGGAGCUACUGUCCCGCGUCCUGUUGUGGAAACUCGUGCUUCUGCAGAGCUCUGCUGUCCUCCUGUCCUCAGGGCCCUCAGGGCCUGUGACGGCCGGCAGCUCGGUAGUGUCCGAGUCCGCUGUGAGCUGGGCAGUGGGCACCCAGGCGGUGCUGCGCUGCCAGAGCCCACGCAUGGUAUGGACCCAAGACCGGCUACACGACCGACAGCGCGUGGUCCACUGGGACCUCAGCAGCGGCUCGGGCAGCCCGGGGCGCCGACUCGUGGACAUGUACUCGGCUGGCGAGCAGCGCGUGUACGAGCCGCACGACCACGACCGUCUCCUGCUGUCACCCUCCGCCUUCCACGACGGCAACUUCUCGCUGCUCAUUCGCGCGGUGGGGGACAGCGACGAGGGGCUGUACACCUGCAACCUGCACCACCACUACUGCCACCUCUAUGAGAGCCUGGCUAUCCGCCUGGAGGUCACCGACGACCCCCGGGCCGCGCGCGCGUACUGGGACGGCGAGAAGGAGGUGCUCGUGGCGGCGCGCGGCGCGCCCGCGCUACUGACGUGCGUGAACCGCGCGCACGUGUGGACCGACAGGCACCUGGAGGAGGCGCAGCAGGUGGUACACUGGGACCGGCAGCCCCCGGGGGUUCCGCACGACCGCGCCGACCGCCUGCUCGACCUGUACGCGUCGGGCGAGCGCCGCGCCUACGGGCCGCCCUUCCUGCGUGACCGCGUGGCGGUGGGCGCCGACGCUUUUGCGCGCGGUGACUUCUCGCUGCGCAUCGGCCCUCUGGAGCCAGCCGACGAGGGCACCUAUUCCUGCCACCUGCACCACCACUACUGCGGUCUGCACGAGCGCAGGGUCUUCCACCUGCGGGUCACCGAGCCCCUCGAGGAGCCGCCCCCGCGGACCUCGCCCGGCAACGGCUCCGGCUCCGGUCACAGCAGCGCUCCCGCCCCAGACCCCACGCUGUCUCGAGGCCGCAGCGUCAUCAAUGUCAUCGUCCCUGAGGGCCGAGCCCAGUUCUUCCAGCAGCUGGGCUAUGUGCUGGCCACGCUGCUGCUCUUCAUCCUUCUGCUCAUCACCGUGGUCCUGGCCACCCGUCAGCGCCGUCGUGGAGGUGAGAAGGGACAUCCCACACAGGAGCCCUGGGGGGCAGCAACAGAGACAGCUUCCUCAGGACGGGGCGAGGCUCCCCUUAACUCAAGUCUCCCUCCUCAGGCUACGAAUACUCGGACAAGAAGUCGGGGAAGUCAAAGGGGUGAGUGCCCCCCUCCAGGCCCUCACACCCAGCCUGCCCCAUUCCUCCCUAAACUGCCACCCCUCCUCCCCAGGAAGGACAUGAACAUGGCAGAGUUCACUGUGGCCACAGGGGACCAGGCUCUUUACAGGACUGAGGACAUCCAGCUAGGUAGGAGGGGCUGGGACACUGAGGCACACACUGCUGCUCCCACUCUGAGCCCCUGGGCAUCUCUGGGCAGGACCUCAUCCUCUUCUCUCACACCAGAUUACAAAAACAACAUCCUGAAGGAAAGGGCUGAGCUGGCCCACAACCCCCUGCCUGCCAAGAACAUCGACUUGGACAAAGAGUUCAGGAAGGAGUACUGCAAAUAAAGGGACCUUUGGCUCCUGGCUGGGCCAGCAGCUCUCACUCCGAGGACAUCUUCCCUGACCCUCACAUGGCUCUCCUGGCUCCUAGCGGCUGG
This is a messenger RNA of Castor canadensis (American beaver), 2807 nucleotides long. Lineage: Eukaryota; Metazoa; Chordata; Mammalia; Rodentia; Castoridae. The record is from RefSeq and is a predicted model, not a curated record.